Molecule: messenger RNA, 1849 nt
Organism: Spinacia oleracea (spinach)
Lineage: Eukaryota; Viridiplantae; Streptophyta; Magnoliopsida; Caryophyllales; Amaranthaceae
Product: serine carboxypeptidase-like 20
Exons: 14
Coding region: 125-1663 (512 amino acids)
Biological process (GO): proteolysis; secondary metabolic process
Molecular function (GO): serine-type carboxypeptidase activity; acyltransferase activity, transferring groups other than amino-acyl groups
Source: RefSeq, a predicted model, not a curated record
UUUGUCACUAUUUGUGCAAACUUAAAUUCUCAACUUAAAACUCCCUCAUUUUAAACUCCUAAUUUUUCUCUCUCUAUAUACUUUCUCUCUCUAAAAUCCUCUCUUCCUUACAAAAAAAAAAGCCAUGGAAAUUCUACUUUUUUGCAUGGUUAUUAUCGUAAUUACCUUAGUUUCUAAUUAUGGUAAUAAUAAUAAUAAUUUUAUCAUUAUUACUGAAGCUGCUCCUCCUAAUUCUCUCAUCACUCAACUUCCUGGAUUCUCUGCUCCUUUCCCUUCUAAGCAUUACUCAGGGUACAUUACAUUAGACGAACACCGGAGUAAUCGAUCGACACCUCCGAAAAAUCUGUUCUAUUAUUUCGUGGAAUCGGAAAGGCGGCCGGAGAAGGAUGCGGUUGUGUUAUGGUUAAAUGGUGGUCCGGGAUGUUCUAGUUUUGAUGGGUUUGUUUAUGAACAUGGACCAUUUAAUUUUCAGGCUGGGAAGACCAAGAAUAGCCUCCCUAUGUUGCAUCUCAAUCCAUAUAGUUGGUCCAAGGUAUCGAAUAUUAUUUAUUUGGAUUCUCCCACGGGAGUGGGACUGUCUUAUUCAGAAAAUCAAACCAAGUAUCAAACCGGUGACGUACAAACAGCCCGUGAUACUCACAAUUUUCUCUUGAAGUGGUUCAAGCAAUAUUCGGAAUUCAGAAGAAAUACAUUUUACGUAGCUGGGGAGUCAUAUGGUGGGAUUUACGUCCCAACCCUUGCUGCUGAAAUAGUAAAAGGGCUUAAAGCAAAAGUUCAACCCACUAUCAAUUUCAAGGGAUAUGUGAUAGGAAAUGGAGUAACAGCAGAACAGAAGUAUGAUGGUAAUGCAUUGUUGCCAUUUGCACAUGGGAUGGCAUUGAUAUCAGAUGAUCUUUACAGAGAAUUUACAAGCAGUUGUGGAUUGGACAUAGAAAAUAAUGGCGUUGCUGCUUGCCAAGGUUACAUUAAUAAAUUAUACAAGGCUAUACAAGGCUUAAAUGUGUAUGAUAUUCUUGAGCCAUGUUACCAUAACCCAGGAAAUGAGAACACAAAGAAUUUAAGCUUGCCUGAUAGCUUCAAACAACUAGGGUUAACAGACAAGCCUCAUCCUAUAAGGAAAAGGAUGUUCGGCCGCGCUUGGCCGUACCAAAUGGUGGUCAAAGACGGUCUUGUUCCUUCAUGGCCCGAGCUUAACUCGUUACAAAAUGAUCGCCGAGUUUCUGUUCCUUGUACCAGCGAUGAAGUUGCGGCUGCUUGGUUAAACAAUGAGGCAGUUAGGAAGGCAAUUCAUGCAAAACCGGUAAAUAAGAUUGGUGAUUGGUCAUUAUGCAUGUCAUUAGUUUUUAAUCAUGAUGCUGGAAGCAUGAUUAAGUACCACAGAAACCUCACUGCUCAAGGCUACAGAGCACUAAUAUACAGUGGAGAUCAUGAUUUGUGUGUUCCUUACACUGGUACACAAGCAUGGACUAGCUCCCUAGGGUAUCAAGUUCUUGAUGAAUGGAGACCUUGGAUGUCCAAUAAUCAAAUAGCAGGGUACGUACAAGCAUACGAUCACAAUCUUACAUUUAUCACCAUUAAGGGAGCAGGACACACGGUUCCGGAGUACAAGCCGAGGGAGGCGUUAGAUUUUUUUAGCCGAUGGUUAGAAGGAAAGCCUAUGUGAUGGAAAAAAUACUAUCGAAAACUAUAGUAUAAUUUAAAUUUGGGAAAAAACCCAAAUGAAAUGAAACAAAGAUUUUAGGGUUUGUGCUUAAAUUAUAUAGCUGCAAAAUUCCACUUUGUAAAGAAAAACAAAGACAUGUAUCUGCAGAUUUGUUCCAAAAUGGAAGGAAUUAGUACAUUUCUGAUA